Molecule: messenger RNA, 1665 nt
Organism: Penicillium canariense
Lineage: Eukaryota; Fungi; Ascomycota; Eurotiomycetes; Eurotiales; Aspergillaceae
Product: FAD-binding oxidoreductase
Exons: 4
Coding region: 1-1665 (554 amino acids)
Biological process (GO): lactate catabolic process
Cellular component (GO): mitochondrion
Molecular function (GO): D-lactate dehydrogenase (NAD+) activity; FAD binding; D-lactate dehydrogenase (cytochrome) activity
Source: RefSeq, a predicted model, not a curated record
AUGCCCCAUUGCCGCCCCCGGAUUUCGCAGUCUCGGAGCGUUAUAGCCUCCAGGAGUAUUCGGGCAAAUGCUACGAGCAGUACGAGUGGAAGCCAGCACCAACAUCGCUCAACGAGUUCCAAUUCACCGAACAAUGCCUCGUCCUGGACCCUUAGUCGCACGCUGCUCACCUCCGCAUUUGCUGCGGGGCUAGGCUAUGGCUACGCUUCGUACGGACAGACAUCACCAAACGCAGCGGAUAAGCCACAGUAUGGUUCCACAAAAGACUUCGAGAAGGCGAUCGCAGAAUUGAGAGGGAAAUUAGGCGACGACACAAUUAGCACCGAUGAGGACGAUCUUCUGCAGCACGGCUACUCGGAAUGGUCGAGUCUUAAUGCCGACCGACUCCCCGUCGCGAUUGCAUAUCCCACCACCACAGAAGAUGUCGCUGAAAUUGCGAAGGUCUGCCAUAAGUACCGGAUGCCGAUGAUUCCUUACUCGGGUGGUUCCAGCCUGGAAGCCAAUUUCUCGGCACCUUACGGCGGACUGACCAUUGACUUUGCUUCGAUGAACAAGGUCCUGGAAAUUCACCAGGAUGACAUGGACAUUGUCGUACAACCAUCCAUUCAGUGGAUGGACCUGAACGAGCAGAUCAAGGACACUGGUCUCUUCUUCCCCGUCGACCCUGGUCCAUCUGCGAUGAUUGGUGGUAUGGUAGGUACCAAUUGCAGUGGGACAAAUGCAGUGCGGUAUGGUACUAUGAAGGAUUGGGUGAUCAACCUGACGGUUGUGCUGGCUAAUGGCCAAAUCAUUAAGACGCGCAGACGUCCCCGCAAAACCUCUGCUGGCUACAAUCUCACGGGACUGUUCGUGGGAUCAGAGGGAACAUUGGGUAUCGUUACGGAAGCCACGUUGAAGCUAGCGCCAAUUCCUGAGCUGACCCGGGUUGGGGUUGUUGCAUUCCCGACGAUUCGUGACUGCGCAUCUACUGCGAUGCAACUUAUUAAGAAGGGUAUUCAAGUCCAAUGCAUUGAAAUUUUGGAUGAGGUCCAAAUGGAUGUGAUCAACAGGGCAGGUGGUACAGGAAGAACCUGGGGUGUCUCUCCUACUUUGUUCUUCAAGUUCAGUGGAACAACAGCAGGCGUCGCUGAUAGCAUCACCUUGACGAAGCAGCUUGCCAAGUCUAAUAACGCGUUGACAUUCACCUUCGCAAAGGACGAAAAGGAGGCACAUGACUUGUGGUCUGCACGAAAGCAGUCCCUAUGGAGUAUGAUGGCUUUGCGCAAGGAGGGCUCUGAAGUAUGGUCAACGGAUGUGGCCGUACCAAUUUCCAGGCUUCCUGAUAUUAUUGAAAUUUCGAAGAAGGAAUUGGAUGACCUCGGUAUUUUUGCCAGUAUUCUUGGGCACAUUGGCGACGGUAACUUCCAUGCGAGCAUUAUGUACGACCGCCACGACCCAGACGAGCGAGCCCGUGUUGAGAAGGUUGUCCAUGAUAUGGUUGAUCGUGCUCUUGAAAUGGAGGGUUCUUGCACGGGUGAACACGGCAUCGGUCUGGGCAAGAAGGGAUCCUUGAAGAAAGAGCUCGGCCCGGGCACAAUUGAUGUUAUGCGGAAGCUUAAGCGGUCCCUUGAUCCACACUGGCUUUUGAAUCCUGGCAAGAUUUUUGACUCGGAGGAAGAUUCCUGA